This is a messenger RNA of Vespa velutina, 2266 nucleotides long. Its product is annotated as SAP30-binding protein. Gene Ontology annotation, biological process: regulation of DNA-templated transcription. Bases 618 to 1661 code for a protein of 347 amino acids. Lineage: Eukaryota; Metazoa; Arthropoda; Insecta; Hymenoptera; Vespidae. The transcript is spliced from 6 exons. Gene Ontology annotation, cellular component: nucleus. The record is from RefSeq and is a predicted model, not a curated record.
UUAAUGGCACAUGAUAGAGAUUCCCUAACCUGUAUAAUGGAAAAUGUCAUUGGAUAUAAACAAAAUAUUUACUACUAUAAUAAAACAAUACAAUAAGAAAAUUCGUGAUUGAAGUCAAACCAUUAAAUAGAAUCGGCUUAAUUCAAAGAACAGAAAUAUACAAAAGAAAGAUCUAUAGAAAGGAAGACUCGGCAAACUGGUGGGGGGUACCUCUAUAAUGCGCCAUUAAUGUAUCCUGAAUAUACCUUUGCUAUAUCUGACAAAAUUUUAGAUACAUAUUUAUUACUUAGGAGUGUUUCGAUCAACACACUUGUCUCGAAAUGUGUUGUGGCCACGUGAUAGAAAAAGACUUCAUAUUAUUGGUUGCGUAGUCACUAGUGGAAUAAUCAUUUCCUGCGCAUGUACGCUUCAGAUUUUGCAACAAAGCGAAGUUUCUCAAGUUACGCGUUGAUAGUAUUUGUGGAAUUAAUUAAUGAAUUCUCACUAUCAAUAUUUGAAAGGAAUGCUACAUAAUGUAUAAAAUUAUGAAUAUAGCGUAACAAAGGUGCCUGUGGACUCUCGAAUUCAGAUUAACAUUCCAGUAUAUGUUGGGGCGCAUUUAUUCACGAUAGCUGUACAUGCUUUUAAGCCCUACAUCAAACAACACGACGCUACACCGUGUUGCUCUGGCAUCUCUCACGGCCACCUAUACCGACUCGGAGGGCGAAGACGGGGUGGAAGACGACCUUCAGGAGAAUUCGAACACUCCCCAGGGGGCCGCCCCGCAUAAUGCCCAAGUCGGUCAGCCCCAGGCUCUCACCAGUCCCAAAUCUGGCAGAUCAGCCUCAAAUAGUCCCAACGUUGCUUCCAGUGUUGGUGGCAAGUCUAAUAGCAACUUGCCGAACGCGCCCACCUUAGUAACUGAUGUAACAUCGAAGGUGCAGAGAUUGGUUUCAUAUUUUGAUGAUGCAAUAGUUUCCGACGAUGAAGGAGCUGUGCCGAUGGUGGUUGAGGAACAGCCUUCAGAGAAUGGAAGGCCUUCCUUGACUACCGAGCAGUCUCCCUCGUGUCAGGGAGAAUUAGUUUCAGAUGGAGAAACAGAUCCUUAUGGAGUUAUAAUACCACCUGAGCCGCCAGGUCAAUGUCCACCGGAAUUACAAGAAAAAAUAACAAAACUUUUUAGGAAAAUGGAGAGUGGCGGUUUAGAUAUGAAUAAAGUCAUACAACAAAGGAAAGACUUUAGAAAUCCAUCCAUUUAUGAAAAAUUAAUUCAGUUUUGUAGCAUCAACGAACUGGGUACAAAUUAUCCUCCAGACAGAUUUGAUCCAUUUAAAUGGGGCAGGGAUUCUUAUUAUGAGGAAUUGGCCAUGGUACAAAAAGCGGAAAUGGACAAACUUGAAAGAGCUAGAAAGGAAAAAACAAAAAUCGAAAUAGUGUCAGGUACUGCAAAACGACCAAAUAAUUCUUCCAGUACAGCAGAAGAGGAUGCUAAAAAGAGAAAAAGUAAGUGGGAUCAAGUGGCAACUGGUGCCACUGUAUCGGUAAAACCCACAGUUUUAUUGUCUCAACCAACUUUGACCACGUUAACGUCCUCUGCAACCGUUUUUUACCAGGAGAUAUGCAUAAAUUAUGUAUAUAAAUAUCACACAAAAUCUGUAUCUAAGCAUCACAUCAAAAUAUGAAGUGUGAUCAUAAGAUGUUUUACAUAUGAACCUAUAUGCUUAGAUGCAUAUCAAAUAUUCGAGGUUGUUAAAUUGUAAUAUUGUGGUUCGUAGUAUCAAUGCAACAAUAAUAUUAAGAUACAGAUACAAAACUUUGGAGUUACGAGAAUUUUCUACAAUGUAAUAAUAGGUAACAAGAUUGUGUGCAAGAUUAAUUGCAUUUUUUUUUUGUUAAAAUGUACUUUCUUAUCAAUAUCCAAACUGUGCAUUAUACAAAGACAUCAUUGUACAUAUAAAAGAGAAAGUUUUCAGUACUUACUUACUCAUUUCUGUAACUUAUACCACAUUCAUGUAAUCUUUUAUACAAAAAUUUAACAGCCUUUCAAAGUGAACAAAAAAUAUAUAUCUUCAGGUUUAAUUAUAUAUCCAUGCAAAUACAUGGGCAAAUUGUACAAAAUAUUUAUCAGCAUGAGCUAUGUGUAUUUAUUAAUAUAUGGUUAAGAGAGAGCAAACAGAUUUUAUAUAUCUUUCGUUUCUUAGGCUUAUUUUUUCACGUUGAUGCAAGUAAUUGAAUGUGGUAUUUUAUUGUAGAUGUGUUUUGUAUACACAAUUAUCUUCAGUCAAAA